Penicillium antarcticum is the source of this 828-nucleotide messenger RNA. RefSeq names its product TFIIIC subunit 6 family protein. The transcript is spliced from 2 exons. Bases 1 to 828 code for a protein of 275 amino acids. Lineage: Eukaryota; Fungi; Ascomycota; Eurotiomycetes; Eurotiales; Aspergillaceae. The record is from RefSeq and is a predicted model, not a curated record.
AUGGACUCGGAUUCAGAAUAUGAGUAUGAGUAUGGGACUGAGACAGAGUCCUUCUAUCUCAACCUGGACUUGACCUCCCACCACGGCGCAUUACGACCACCUCGCCGUCGCGACAAAUCCUCCGCCGCGAAUACAGACGACAAUGGCUUUAGCAACCAAGAAGCCUUUACCCCGAUCGACACUACCGAGAGGGGUGUCCUCCCAGAUGAGCGAAUCCAGAUUCUCGGUCUGCACACGUGCAACCCAGUGGUAUCGUACUACAACCAAAUCUUCAGCUGCUCCUGGGCGGACCAGAUCGGCACCGAACUAGUCUUCGCCAACCCCGACACAGACCCUGAUAUGGAUAGCCACCCCACAGAGCCGUUGCACCGUGGACCCUCCUACGAGCUUAUCGCCGCCAACAGCGCAAAGAUCAUCGGUCGCAAAGCCACACUUAUCACAAGCUCCAAGGGAACGGACCCAAACCUAAACCUGGCUACAUCUGCAGAGGCGUCCUCUCAGGGUCCAGCAUCCCAAGGCGUGCCCCGACGAGCCGCACCGACGCACCAGACACACUUUAUUCAACGACUGCAGGAGAUCAAGUCGGCCAAGGGAGAGUCGGAUCCUGUCCGUACGGUCAUGAGUCAAAAGCGCAACGUGAACAUUGGCGACCGGGUGAGUGGCUGGGCUCGUACCGAAGCGCAGAUGGCUGAGAUUGACCGACUCAACCAACGUGCUCUCCAGGGAGACCCAGAGGCUCAGGCGACCCUGGAGCAGCUGAUCCAGGAACUUAACGCGUCUGAGAGUUCUGAAUCAGAUGGGUCUGGUGAUGAGAGCUCUGCAUCUUGA